Molecule: messenger RNA, 6553 nt
Organism: Xyrauchen texanus (razorback sucker)
Lineage: Eukaryota; Metazoa; Chordata; Actinopteri; Cypriniformes; Catostomidae
Gene: grip1
Product: glutamate receptor interacting protein 1
Exons: 26
Coding region: 36-3623 (1195 amino acids)
Biological process (GO): neurotransmitter receptor transport, endosome to postsynaptic membrane
Molecular function (GO): nuclear glucocorticoid receptor binding
Source: RefSeq, a predicted model, not a curated record
GCCUGCAUCAAUUGGACUUCACACAGUGGGGAGGCAUGGAGCGCUUUCUUGGCUUUGUUAAGCAGAUACGGAGGUCCAGGAGACGCAAGGGAAAAAAGUACCGCCCGGAGGAGGAUUAUCAUGAGGGCUAUGAGGAUGUUUACUACUAUGCUUCAGAGCACCUGAACCAUGAAGGGCCCUACACUAAACACUCUAAUCCCUCCAGGACACCAGAUGGCGCUCUGGCCGUUAGGAGACAGAGUAUUCCAGACGAAUUUAAGGGCACAAGCACUGUGGAGCUGAUCAAGAAGGAAGGCACCACCCUGGGCCUGACCGUAUCCGGAGGCAUCGACAAAGACGGCAAGCCCCGCGUCUCAAACUUGCGCCAGGGCGGAAUCGCUGCCAGGAGUGACCAGCUGAACGUAGGGGACUAUAUUAAGUCUGUAAAUGGCAUCAACUUGACAAAGUUUCGUCAUGAUGAGAUCAUCAGUCUUUUGAAGAAUGUGGGCGAGAGGGUCGUGUUGGAGGUGGAGUAUGAGCUGCCACCUGUCUCUGUCCAGGGCUCAGGAGUCAUGUUCAAAAACAUGGAGGUGACGUUACACAAAGAAGGCAAUACAUUCGGUUUCGUCAUCAGGGGAGGUGCACACGAAGACAGAAACAAAUCUCGCCCGGUUACCAUAACAACCAUCAGACCCGGUGGUCCGGCUGACAGGGAAGGUACCAUCAAACCUGGCGACAGGUUGCUCAGCAUCGAUGGAAUCCGUCUGCAUGGAGCUUCUCACGCUGAGGCCAUGAGCAUACUCAAACAGUGUGGCCAGGAAGCCACUCUACUCAUUGAGUAUGAUGUGUCAAUCAUGGAUUCAGUAGCAACAGCUUCAGGUCCGCUGCUGGUGGAAGUGGCUAAGUCUAUGGGCUCCAGUUUAGGUCUGGCUCUCUCUACCUCCAUGUACUGCAACAAGCAGGUCAUCAUCAUCGACAAGGUCAAACCAGCCAGCAUUGCCGAUAGGUGUGGUGCGCUGCACGCGGGUGAUCACAUCUUGUCGGUGGAUGGCACAAGUAUGGAGUAUUGCACACUGGCCGAGGCCACCCAGCUGCUAGCUAGCGCUUCAGAACACGUCAAAAUGGAAAUUUUGCCCCACCACCAAACAAGACUGGCUCUCAAGGCCCCUGAACAUGUCAAGGUGCAGAGGAGUAACCGGACAUUGCCAUGGGAAUCCGGAACUAACAACAACAGCAACUUCCUUCCCUACCAACACUAUAAUACCUACCACCCUGACCAGUCCCGCAGCCAGACCAAGCAGAAAACCUCUCCAAACAACCCCUCUCUGGGUUCAUCGUUCUCUCCCACCUCCAUGAGUGCCUACAGUCUGAGCUCACUCAACAUGAACACACUGCCGCGCACCAUGUAUCCCACUAGUCCUCGUGGCACCAUGAUGAGACGUAAACUGAAGAAGAAAGACUACAAGAGCUCAAUGUCUCUGGCUUCUAGUACCGUUGGACUGGCUGGUCAGGUGGUCCAUACAGAAACAACAGAGGUGACCCUCAUCAGCGACUCCAUUAUGGGCUUUGGAAUCCAGCUACAGGGAGGAGUCUUUGCCACUGAAACCCUGUCCUCACCGCCGCUCAUUGCUUACAUAGACCCCGACAGCCCAGCAGAGCGGUGUGGCAUCCUGCAGAUCGGCGACCGCAUCCUGUCAAUAAAUGGAAUCCCUACAGAGGACAGCACGCUGGAGGAGACCAAUCAGCUGCUGAGGGACUCCAGCAUCACCAGCAAAGUCACACUGGAGAUUGAGUUUGAUGUAGCAGAGUCGGUCAUCCCAAGCAGUGGAACCUUCCAUGUGAAGCUACCAAAGAAGCCAGGUGUGGAGCUGGGCAUCACCAUCAGCUCUCCUUCCAGUAGGAAGCCUGGAGAUGCACUCAUCAUCUCCGACAUUAAGAAAGGAAGUGUGGCGCACAGGACGGGCACCCUGGAGCUUGGGGAUAAGCUUCUGGCAAUAGACAACAUCCGCCUGGACAGUUGCUCCAUGGAGGACGCUGUUCAGAUCCUGCAGCAGUGUGAAGACCUGGUCAAACUCAAGAUCCGCAAGGACGAGGACAACUCAGGUAUCCUACGUGAUGGCAGUGUUGAUAGGGACGCCCGUGUGCUGUUGGCCUGUGUUGCAGACGAGCAGGAGAGCUCUGGCGCCAUCAUUUACACGGUGGAGCUGAAACGGUUCGGCGGCCCGCUAGGCAUCACCAUCUCGGGCACCGAGGAGCCCUUUGAUCCCAUCAUCAUCUCCAGCCUCACUAGAGGAGGCCUGGCCGAGAGAACGGGUGCCAUCCACAUUGGCGAUCGCAUCCUGGCCAUUAACAGCAACAGUUUGAAGGGCAAACCUCUCAGUGAGGCCAUUCACCUGCUGCAGAUGGCAGGGGAGUCCGUCACUCUGAAGAUCAAGAAGCAGGGAGAAUUGACAAGCCCAAAUCAGCCCUCAGUAACGGGUCGUUUGAAUGAUCUGAGCGACAUGGAGGAUGACAGUCAAACAGGGCAGAAACCCGGCAAACUCUCUGACAUGUAUUCCACCACCAUUCCCAGUGUAGACAGCGCAGUGGAAUCCUGGGAUGGCUCUGGCAUUGAUGCCACCUUCAGCACCCAGGCUCCCACAGGUUUCCAGGCAACAGGCUACAGUUUCCACAGCCAUGAGUGGCGGAACGCCAAGCCCAGCCGGGGCAGCCUCUCCCCGGUCAACAGUAGCCGGCAGAGGAACAACAUCCUACCAGACUUCGGGCUCAGUGUGGAUGACUGGGACAGGCCAAGUGCUAGCGGAGUGUCCACGCUGCCUACUGGUUUAAUCUCAGACAGCAGGUUCACUGUGGGACAUGAUGGGACAGAGCCAGACCAGGAAGAGAACUUCUGGUCCCAAGCACUGGAAGACCUGGAAACAUGUGGCCAAUCUGGGAUCCUGCGAGAACUUGAGGACAAGCCAGACAGGCUUCUGAAUAAGAGAAACCUGGCCAUCUUGGCCACUAUCAUGUCGGGCAGCUCUUUGAGUCUUAACCAUGACCCUGCGCCCACCCGAAGCCAUCUGGGCCGCCAGGCCAGUUUUCAAGAACGCGGCAGCAACAAACUGCAAUACGCACAGGCCAGCCGCAGCAACACGUUGCCCACUGACGUUGGCAAAAAGGCUUUUUCCAUGAGGAGAAUGAAGCAGGAGAUAAAGGAUAUUCUGUCACCCACCCCAGUUGAGCUUCAUAAGGUGAGUCUCUUGAAGGACUCUGACCUUGAGGACUUUGGAUUUAGUGUGUCUGAUGGCGUCCUGGAGAAAGGGGUUUAUGUGAACAACAUCCGUCCUGGAGGGCCUGCUGAAAUUGGAGGCCUGAAGUCUUAUGACAGAUUGCUACAGAUAAACCACGUACGUACCAGAGACUUUGACUGCUGCUUAGUGGUACCUCUAAUAGCGGAAUCUGGAAAUAAACUUGAUCUAGUCAUAAGCCGAAACCCAGUUUCCUCCCAGCCCUCAGAACUGAAUCCAUUAUCCAAUGAAGAGCCAGUGAACUGGACUGACCCCGGAGACCCACUCAAUUCGCCCACCGCAGGGCUGGAACAGGGCCAGCACAACUCCACACUAGCAGGACUGGAGGACACAGACCCCAACAAGACUUUAUAGCAGAACCUCCCUGGUGCCUGCAAUUAAGCGCUCCUCCUCAUGGUGCUAAAGUGAACUCUCCCUGAACGGCUCCCUCUGCUGGAGACAAAGUGAGGGUCUUGUUCUUAAACAGCACACACCCAGACCUUUUUUCCUAAGAGCAUGAGCCACCAUGACAAAAGGUCCUUUCCUGACGUGCUGGGUGUGUUUUUACCCUGUGAAAAUUGCGACAAUUAUGGAAAAGACCACACUGACCUCUUGGGAAACCAAAACUAUUAAAAACAAAAUCAAAAAAGGGAAAAAAAAAACAACCAUGAUGACAACUGAAACAGUGCCAUCCUUAAUUAUUGCCAAUAAACAAGAAUAGUUUGAAGGAGAAUACAAAAAACAAGAGAAAUAAAAGCAAAGCAUAAAAGCAAAAUUGAGACUUUUAAGGAUGAUAUGACUGGCAACACAGUGUCGGUGUUUGUGAGAGUUCUAAUGUGUGCGCGAGUGUGUGAAGACUUUAUAUCGCAAGCCUGCAGUGCGUCCACAAAGUCUGUCAGAGUCCAACGUCCUAAACACAGCCAUCAACCCUUCUAUUUAGUGAGACUGCAACACAAGUGUGUGUAUAUUGUAUGUCUGUGUAUUUCCUCCUGAUAUCUGAUGCCAAGGUCAAAGUGCACCCCUUAUUUUUGCUCAAAAGGAGGGGCGACAGCUGUGUGGUAAAAAAAUAAAAAUAAUAAUCAGCACAAUGAAUUUGGAAGCCAUUUUUCAGUUGUAAACUGAAUAUGGGUUUUAGCAUAAUGCAUGAGACCUAAUAUGAACUAUUUUAUAUUGAUUGAGGUAGACUUGUCCAAAUACAAGAGCUUGGCAACAUCCACGUACGAAAAGAAAACACAACCCCAUGUUUCGGUUCUCUGUCCGCUAUGCUGUUAUUCAUUGUAGCUGACCUGAUGUCUCGUAUAAAUAUGAAAUCCAAUGUCACAUUGAUGAGAGGGUGGCACAAAGGCACCUUAUCUUGAAAUUGGACAAAUAUCUAUUUUUAUGAAUAGAAAAUGAUGAUUUAUAUGGGGUGUUUGUAUUUGAGUGAUCGAUAGUGAACAUGAGGGAUGCCGUGGGCCCUGUCAACCAUGUAUUGGAGCAAACUGAUGACAUAGAAAAGGUCAUUUGGUUAAAUAAAAAAAAUACAAAUAAAAAAAGCUCUUUGUACUUGUAGACUCUCCUGUUUAUUGCCCCAUUUUGAGGAAAUCCAUCACUGGCCCACAGAAUAUUACAGCUAUUUAUUCCAUUCAGUCCAAUAUCAAUCCAAAAAAAAAAAUAACAGCAGUGUAAGUAGGUAUUUGGAUAUUAACAGUUUACUAUCAGUUACAUCUAGGAUACAUAUUAUUUUUAGGAAUUACAAACAACAAUAAUAUGGAAAUGUUGGGAUGGGCUUUAGAUUUUACGGUAGACAUUUUCCUGUUCUAAGUUGUUCUUAUUUGCUCAAAUGUGCAAUCCCUUGCAAAAAAAAAAAUUUAAUAAAUAAAUAUAAAUACCAUGAUAACCAUUGUUUCUUGCAAAAUAACACAGUUACUAGUUAAUUUGACUCUUAAAUCAACUAGUAAAAUUAGUCAAAUUUAAAAUUAACUACUCAAAAUAGUCAUAAUAAAUUUAAAAGUGAUCAUCUUUGUGAAAGAAUCGUUCACAAAGUUUCCGCCAUUUAAUUUUGUGAUGACACUGGUGGCUAAUGCCAAGUUACAGUACCACUGUUUUGUUGUAGCAACAAUAACUGUAACUAUGGUAUUUUGGUGGAAAUUGGUUACUAUAGUAAAUGGUAUACCUCACUUAUAAUGACAUAAAAAAAGUAUUUAAAAAAUGUAAGCAUGGGGUUAAUAUCCAUAAGAAUCCAGAAAAAAGUAUUUUGUAUUCCCCCCUUUGUUUAAAUAGUUAUUAAUCAUUAUGGUAAUUUGUAUGUGGUACUGUUAUGGUUUUAUAUGUCUCAUCUGACUUGUUUUUCAGACUGUGUAAGCCCAAAGGGUAUGCAAUCUGUUUGUAAAGAGAAAAAAAGUGUGUCAAAUAAUGAGAGAAUGGAUUUGUCUAUUGAGUUGUCAGUUCUACCGUAUGUGGUAGACCACUAAACAUACUUCACAUUUGUAGCUCUGCUUGGAAAAAAAAAAUGUUAAAAAGAAACAAAUCGUAGUAAAGAGAAAAACACGUUGUCAUUGGCAGGCUGCUAAUGGCAAUGAAUACCUUCACCCACCUUUGUGAAACAUUGUGGCUUUUGAUUGAGUGCCAUCACCCUUGUUGUCAGUGCUCAAAGAUCCUGUCUACUCACUAUUUUCAAAUGACACAUUGUGGUCCAACCUCGUCAAUGGCACGCUCACGUGGAGUUUCUUAAUGGAGAACGUUUGACUAUAAAAAAAGUGUCUUUUUUGUUUGGUUUCAGAUAAACCUUCAGGUACGGGCUCAUUCCCCAAACUCAUGCACUGGAUUUUCAGAGGUUCUCAAAUGUCAUAGAUAAAUCACUACAUGUUGAAUUAUGGUUUUCGAGCCUUGAUUCAAGCAUUAGUUUUCACUUUGAACAUUGUGAACAUUACAACAUGCAAUGCUUGCUUGACCUAUGUUUGUCACAGCACUUCUCUGUGUUACUUCAUGUGCACACAUUUUUGUGUAAGAAAAAAAACCUCAUUCAUGUUCAUGUUUCAUUUAUGGAAACAUUUAGUGAAGUCAAGCACUGCCAGUUAAAGUAGUGGGUAUCCAUUUUCAGUAUAUGAUGAAUUUAUGAUUCAAUGUCACAGUUAUGUCCCUGAAAUAUUGUAUUUUUAUUUCUAAUGGACAGGUAAUCUGAGCUGUAAAGUAUUUUUGUACAAAUUUAAUACUUUGUUAGCAUGAUGUUUAUCGUCUAUGUAUAAAUUUGGGGAUUCCUACAGCUGUAAUCCUUUGUAUGGCCGACAAAGAGAAACAAUAAAACGACAUACCGAGUGGUGAGG